Messenger RNA from Microtus oregoni (creeping vole), 3169 nucleotides. RefSeq names its product GLE1 RNA export mediator (gene Gle1). Gene Ontology annotation, molecular function: inositol hexakisphosphate binding; translation initiation factor binding; phospholipid binding. Gene Ontology annotation, biological process: poly(A)+ mRNA export from nucleus; regulation of translational termination; regulation of translational initiation. The transcript has 16 exons. The record is from RefSeq and is a predicted model, not a curated record. Gene Ontology annotation, cellular component: nuclear pore cytoplasmic filaments; nuclear pore; cytoplasm. NCBI's taxonomy places the organism in Eukaryota, Metazoa, Chordata, Mammalia, Rodentia, Cricetidae. The coding region runs from base 93 to 2195 and encodes 700 amino acids.
AGCCCGGAAGCGGAGUCCGGCGCCCCCUGGGCGGCGGAUUCGAGGGUUUGUUUUGUCAGUAGAGUUUUCUGAGGCGCUGCCGGUUGCCCGCCAUGCCGUCCGAGGGUCGCUGCUGGGAAACUCUAAGCGCGCUGCGGAAUUCCAGCAAAGGCCGCCUGCGCUACCACCGCGAGUGGCUGGUGCACUACGAGGAUGUUUUGGAGGAAUGCACAUCUCUUCCCAAACUGUCUUCUUACUCUGGAUGGGUGGUAGAUCACGUCCUACCCAACACCUCACCCCAUGCGCAAGAGAACUCUCCUUCCUCUGAUCAUUCGCCAUCCUCUGGAUCUGGUUCAGGCCUGGACCAACCCUCACUUCUUAAGUCUCCUGUCAGAAGUACCCCAGAAUCCCCCUCACCUUCAACACCAAAUGGAACCAAGAACACCCGAGAGUCCCAGAGCACUGAACCUAUUGCACUUCUGUCCUCCCGAGCGAUCAAAGUGGAAGGCUGCAUCCGAAUGUACGAAUUGGUGCACAGAAUGAGAGGAACAGAGGGCCUGAGGCAGUGGCAGGAGGAGCAGGAGAGGAAGGUACGGGCCCUCUCAGAAAUGGCAUCUGAACAACUGAAGAGGUUUGAUGAGCUGAAGGAACUGAAGCUGCACAAGGAAUUCCAGGAUUUACAAGAGGUGAUGGAGAAGAGUACCAGAGAAGCCCUGGGCCACCAGGAGAAGCUAAAAGCUGAGCAUCGCCACAGAGCCAAGAUUCUCAACCUGAAGCUUCGAGAGGCAGAGCAGCAGCGUGUGAAGCAGGCAGAGCAGGAGCAACUUCGGAAGGAGGAAGGCCAGGUCCGUCUACGCAGCCUGUACACUCUGCAAGAGGAGGUCCUUCAGCUUAACCAGCAGCUGGAUGCCUCCAAUCAGCACAAGGACCUGCUGAAUGUCGACCUGGCUGCCUUCCAGACCCGGGGCAACCAGCUGUGUAGCCUCAUCUCCGGAAUCAUUCGCACUACCUUGGAGAGUGGCUAUCCCACAGCAGAGCACCAAGCUGAGGCCGAGCGAACACUGCAGGAAAUGCGGGACCUCCUCUCAAAUUUGGAGCAGGAGAUCACUAGAGCCUAUGAAGUUAAAAAGAAGCAGGAUGAAGAGGAGGCCCGUAUCAAGCUGCAAGAAUCACAGGUGCAAAAGGGUCCAGGGGCUCCCACUCAGCCCACUGUGCCCAGCCCAGGCCCAGCAGGGACACAGAAUGAAGAAUUGCAGGUAAAGGUACAAGACAGUACCAUGCAGUGGUAUCAGCAGCUUCAGGAUGCUUCUGCCAAAUGUGUGUUGGCCUUUGAGGGCCUGACCAGCAGCAAGGACAGUCAGGCCAAAAAGAUAAAGAUGGACUUGCAGAAAGCAGCCACUAUCCCAGUGAGCCAGAUCUCCACUAUUGCAGGUUCAAAGCUGAAGGAGGUCUUUGAAAAGAUCCAUAGCCUGCUAUCUGGAAAGCCCGUCCAAUCUGGUGGACGUUCUGUGUCUGUCACUCUUAGCCCACAAGGGUUGGACUUUGUCCAGUACAAACUGGCAGAGAAAUUUGUGAAACAAGGUGAGGAGGAAGUGGCCUCUCAUCAUGAAGCAGCAUUCCCCAUUGCAGUGGUGGCAUCUGGUAUCUGGGCGCUCCAUCCUAAAGUGGGGGAACUUAUCCUUGCUCAUCUCCACAAGAAGUGUCCCUACUCCGUUCCUUUCUACCCAGCUUUUAAGGAGGGGAUGGCUUUGGAGGACUAUCAGCGGAUGCUUGGCUACCAAGUGACGGAUUCUAAGGUGGAGCAACAGGACAACUUUCUAAAACGAAUGUCUGGGAUGAUCCGUCUGUAUGCUGCCAUCAUCCAGCUCCAGUGGCCAUAUGGAAACCGGCAAGAGGCUCAUCCUCAUGGCUUAAAUCAUGGCUGGCGCUGGUUGGCACAGAUCUUAAACAUGGAGCCUCUAUCAGAUGUGACAGCCACUCUCCUGUUUGACUUCUUGGAGGUGUGUGGGAAUGCCCUCAUGAAGCAGUACCAGGUCCAGUUCUGGAAGAUGAUUCUUCUCAUCAAAGAGGACUACUUUCCCAGAAUUGAAGCCAUCACAAGCUCAGGACAGAUGGGUUCUUUCAUACGUCUGAAGCAGUUCUUGGAGAAAUGUCUGCAACGCAGGGAGAUUCCUGUCCCCAAAGGCUUUCUGACUUCCUCCUUCUGGCGCUCCUGAUGUUCUCCGUCAUCAGUCAUCACAUCAGUUUGCAGGAGGGGCAACAAUAAAGAACUGAGACAGCACGUAUGGAAGAAGUCAUGUCAGAUUUAGAACUUCAUCAGUGUGUUCUUAUGUAUACAUUUGGACCAUGUGACUAUGAUUUUCAUAGUUUACAGCCUUUUGCCAGUCUCUUGUCAGAUUUGGUAGUUCCUAUAGGUAUCAGGACAGACAAGCUAUGAGAAGAGUCAGAAGAGGCACUUAGCACUGGGAUGCAUCCUUUGUCUCCAGGAUCUUUCCGAAAGUUGGUGAGACUUUGUGUUUUCCUCUGACCUGGAGCAAGUCCACCAUUUUCACUUUCACCCUCGGCCCCAUCACUUCCCAUACACACACUCAAAAGAGUAAAUCUCCUAAGAUUCCCUUUAAAGUAUCAUGUGAUGUUUGAGGCCAAUCUCUUCUAUGCAGUCUGAGUAUGAGGUAAAGCACUUUAUACUUUAUGGCUUGUAAACUACUUGUAUAUUCAGAGGACAUGUGUGGUGUAGGCAUGGACUGAACGCCAGAGUGCGUCAAGGUAUUUGGUAUGUGGAUCAAGACUAGGAACAUGGAACUAUAGAGACACUCUCUGUCUUCUUGAUCUGGAAUUUGGUCCCUGGAUAGCUGGGAAUGCUGUACUAGAUUCAGUACCUUUUUGUUGUUUUUCUGACAAAAACUAAGAUUGACUGAGAUAGGGCUUACAGCAUUAGGUAUAAGCUGAAGUUCAUCAGCAGUGAAUGCAUUGGUCAUUAGGAGGAGCUAUCUCAGGUGGAAGCUGGUAUUUGUUUUAUGAAUAGAUUGACUCUCUUUGUGCACUGCAGAGGCAGAGCCACAGAUCAAAUCUAGUCCAGCAGGCACAGGGCCUUGUGUGGUGUCUAUCUGUUGGUUCUCUUGAAUGGCCUAAGCAUUUCAGUUGUUUACUGCAGUGUCCAAAAAGGUAAUAAAGUUUGAAUUUUUAAAAA